Ceratotherium simum simum (southern white rhinoceros) is the source of this 1230-nucleotide messenger RNA. Lineage: Eukaryota; Metazoa; Chordata; Mammalia; Perissodactyla; Rhinocerotidae. The record is from RefSeq and is a predicted model, not a curated record.
GGUUACUGAGGCUCUGGAGAUGCGAAGGCCAAGAGUCCUUCUCCACCGUGAACCCCCUCUACUACUGCAGCUGGAGGAGUUUUUCCCAGUCUGUGCUCCCCUGGGGGGAUGGAGGCCGAGAGACCCCAGGAAGAAGAGGAUGGUGAGCAGGGCCCCCAUCAGGAUGAGCAUGGCUGGCCCCCUGUGAACACCAACACUCGGCCUUGGCGAUCUGCUCCUCCAUCCCCUCCUCCUCCAGGGACCCGCCACACAGCCUUGGGGCCCCGCUCGGCCUCCCUGCUCUCCCUGCAGACUGAGCUCCUCCUGGACCUGGUGGCUGAGGCCCAGUCCCGCCGCCUAGAGGAGCAGAGGGCCACCUUCCACGCCCCCCAGAACCCCCCAAGCCGAGUCCCAGCCCCACUUCGGCCUCUUGAGGACAGAGAACAGCUCUAUAGCACCAUCCUCAGUCACCAGUGCCAGCGGAUGGAAGCCCAGCGGUCAGAGCCUCCCCUACCUCCAGGGGGGCAGGAGCUCCUGGAGUUGCUGCUGAGAGUUCAGGGUGGGGGUCGAAUGGAGGAGCAAAGGUCCCGGCCCCCCACACACACCUGCUGAGACUUGAGCCCCCCACCAGCCCCUUUGCACUCCUGGGGCUCAAAGCUGGGAAGCCCAUUGCACACCCUCAACCCUGCUUGGCAGGGCCACUAGAGACUGGAAGACCCAGCACAAAUCUCAAUAUUCAUUGCCCUCAUCUACCUUCCCUGGGAAUUGGAAGGGGUGAAAGUCCUCAAACCUUGGGAAUAGUCAAGGUAGGAUAGUCAUUUAACUCCCUCCCCCAGUACGUGGGAGCUUGAAGAAGUGAGAGGAUCUCAGCCACCAAGGGACACCCCACCUCCUCCUCUGAUCUCAGGGAGUGGCAGGGAGUCUUGGUCCUGAGCUGUGGGGACACCCCGGUAGUCAAACCACUAGGCAGGAACUGAGGGCUCAGACCUCCUUCUCCCAAGAAAAGGCAAAUCUCCCAAGGUUAUAACCUGAGUGAGUGUUCCACCGUUCUUCCCAGUAAGAAAGGAAGGGAGGGUGGGCACAGCAAAGAGACAAAGACUCUUCUCCCAGCCCCACCACAGCACCCCCCAAUCCCAGGACUGAGGGGCCUACAGGCUGUGAAUGGACAUUUAGCCCUGCCCACCCUCCCCACUGCUGCUCUGAGUCUGUAUGAUGUUUUGACUGUAUGAAUAAAUAUAAUUCCCCUCUGGA